GUGGGAGAGCUGGCUAGAGGGGGAGCACAGGCGGGCAAGCACGAGCCGGCGCCGGGCAGGAAGGCGAGCGGGCAAGAGGCGAGGGGGGAAGAGAGCCUGAGGGUGAACGAGCGGUCGGACAAUAAGCCGAGUGCGCGAGCAAGCAGGCGGGCGAGGUGACGGAGGACGAGCGGGCGAGAAGGACGACGAGAGCAGGCGAGCAGGUGACGAGGGCGAGCGAGCAGUGUGCGAGCAAGCAGGUAGUAAGCAAACUACUAGUAGCAAGAGGGCGAUGUCACAGCCUCAUACCUGGCUCGCUGCUGGACCCAUAGUCGUCAUGUCGAGUGCGCACAAAGCUAGUUUCCGAGAAUGCCGCACCUAUUUUAGUACCGCUGACUUCAUUCUGUUACCCAUGUGCGAAACCAGACUCAGGGACCAUGCCAUUUGCAGCGGCAACAGACUCGGAGCUGUCGGAGCGAAAAUUACAGUAUCAGAAAUGUGCUCUUUCUCGCGAAUUCGCAUCUUCUCCUCCCCGGCCUGCGCGAGGAGCGGCUGUAUGACACCAUGUGCAUGCCGUAGAAGGCUGAUAUUGAGCUCACAAAUGAUGGCAAUUAAAGCAGAAGUACUUACGAGCAGACAGGAAAUUUCUGCUUUCCCGAGUUUGUCAGCUGUGUUGAGCCAUGGACUCCGGAUGAUCAUCAUUUGCGAGACAGUGCCGUGGCGGCGUAUGCUUACAUCGGUGGCGGUUUUAACUCAAAGACGAGCGCGCGACUCGGACCAACUGUCCAAAACAGACCAACGCGGACGCCGCCGGCGGCUGCCCACCUCCUGCAAGUCGAGCCCAGGUCAGUCUUCUGUGCGCACGCCGCAGUGCCACACUAGCUACUCGAUCUCCAGUCGCUUGCACCGCAUUGCAUACCGUAAAGGGGCCUUGAACACGCGACUCGACGGUUGCAACUUUGCAUGGAGGUGGGAGUUGUGGAUCAAGGAUGUCGAUGAGGUGGAUGUAUGCGCGAAAGCCACGAUGCUCGCGACGCGUCGUGGUAAUACGUCACGAGCUCGCGUCAUGGUGGCUCCAAAUCAGGCUCCAAUCGAGGAAAGAGAGGGAAAGAGGCAGGACAUCGGUCGGGCGCGAUAUUAA
This is a messenger RNA of Fomitopsis serialis, 1120 nucleotides long. RefSeq lists its product as uncharacterized. The transcript is spliced from 6 exons. The coding region runs from base 272 to 1120 and encodes 282 amino acids. The record is from RefSeq and is a predicted model, not a curated record. Lineage: Eukaryota; Fungi; Basidiomycota; Agaricomycetes; Polyporales; Fomitopsidaceae.